This is a messenger RNA of Alosa alosa (allis shad), 967 nucleotides long. Its product is annotated as transcription factor HES-2-like. Gene Ontology annotation, molecular function: DNA-binding transcription factor activity, RNA polymerase II-specific; RNA polymerase II cis-regulatory region sequence-specific DNA binding; protein dimerization activity. The coding region runs from base 40 to 621 and encodes 193 amino acids. The record is from RefSeq and is a predicted model, not a curated record. NCBI's taxonomy places the organism in Eukaryota, Metazoa, Chordata, Actinopteri, Clupeiformes, Clupeidae. Gene Ontology annotation, biological process: regulation of neurogenesis; regulation of transcription by RNA polymerase II; anterior/posterior pattern specification. Gene Ontology annotation, cellular component: nucleus. The transcript has 4 exons.
UUGGUAGCACAUCUCUCCUCAUACUCUCUAGAUCUCAUAAUGACUCCAAGCACGACCUCCGAAACGGCCCCGUCUCAUUCUCCGAGACAAACUGUGGCCAUGAGAAAAGAAGCACUUGAAUUGCGAAAGACGCUGAAACCGUUGAUGGAAAAGAGAAGGCGCGCUCGCAUCAAUGACAGCCUUAACCAACUGAAGGCGCUGAUUCUUCCCCUAACAGGAAAAGACAAUUGUCGCUACUCCAAGCUCGAAAAAGCCGAUAUCUUGGAGAUGACCGUGAGAUUCCUCAAGGAAAUCCCAGCCUCUUCACCAAAAGAUCAGACUGAGAGCUUCAAUGAGGGCUACAAAGCUUGCCUCCAGCGCGUUUCCACGCUGAUCCCCAAAGUCAACCUGGACAAAGAGGCCAGCCAGCGGGUGAACAACUUCAUCAGGCAAUCUGUGCCUGUUGCAUCCUGUCAGAACUGUUGCGCCCAGAGCUCAAGGAUGCUCCCGCAAAUUCAGCAGAGGCUGAGCAACAAGCUAUCAGUCCCGACCGGCGACAUGCAAGGCAUCAUCGCUCCAGUUCCCAGUCGACCACAGCCUGCGCAACAGCCAGCCAAUGCCUGCAUGUGGAGACCUUGGUAGAAAACUAAACAGGAGCGUGAUCACUUUUGUAAAAUAUGUAAAUAGUUUGCAUGUAAUAUAUCGCAUAUUUAUAUGGAUAGACACUUUGUGUUGUCCUUUUGAACGUUACGGAUGAACUGGAAUUCAUCGUGAUAAACCCAUCGUUUGGGAUAAGUAUUAUAUACUCGUGUAACUUAGCCUCUACCAAUUGCGUUGUAAUCGGGCUGGUUCUAAACCAAUAUUGUACUCAAUACCUUUAAGGUUAUUUCUUAUUUCUACAAACGAAUAUUUAGUCCUCUUUGGGGGUUAAAUGGUAAGUGGCUGUAGAAAACGCCAACGUAAAACCCCAGGGGUUGUUCAAUGUUUU